AUGAAACGCGAAAUUUGGAUAUGUCCCAUUUGUAAAAAUUUUCUCGACAGGCCAAAAAUGUUCAAGUGUUGCCGUCAUACGUUUUGUUAUCGUUGCCUUGAAAGAUUUUAUUCCGACAGACAAGAACAAGAAACCAUUACUUGCCCAAAUGAAAAAUGCAAUAACCAAGAAAGUAUACUUAAAAAAAAUGUCCGAGAUUUGCCGGACAACCUUUUUUUAAAGAAACUCGUUGAACUAAAAACGAUCAGACCUCGUUGUUUACGGCAUGAUGAUUAUUUGAGAGCAUUUUGCAUAAAUUGCAAACAGUUAGCCUGUCAUACUUGCUCCAUGGUUGAACACAGCAAACAUCAAUUCGUUGAAAUUUUUGAAGCUGCAGACAAUAUGAAAUAUGAAUUAACAGAUGCUAUCAGUAAAAAAAAACUCUCUUUGGAUAAAGUUAAUGACAAAUUGAAUAAAAUUAAUCAGGGGCUGGAAAUAUUUAAUACCAAAUUUAAAUCAAUACAAGAUGCUAUAAAACAAAGUGGGGAAGAUUUGAAAAAAUUAAUUGAUGAAAGAGUUGCAGAUUUAAUAACUGAAAGUGAAAGUAUAAAAACUGAAAAUUUGAAUCAAAUAAAUCCAGUAAAAGACACUUUUAUGAAACACAAAAGAAACAUGGAAGCAUUUAUCUGUGAUUCAAAUGAGCUGCUCAACAGAGGAACAUCAUAUAUGAUAUUAAACAAUGUUCCAAAACUUCUUUGUGAGUCUCAAAGCAUUGAAGUGCCUGACUACAAUCAAUUUGUUGUCAAUUUUGGAAUCAAAUUUUCUCAUAAACUUGUACAAAAAGAAGAUUUAAUUGGUUCAAUACGUAAACAAUCAGAUAAUUCUCAAGAAAAAAUUGCUGACAAAAGUCAAAUCAUUCAAGGUAAACCUAUUCUAUUGGAGGGCAUUCCAGGAACGAUGAUUGUGAAAAGUUGUUUUAUAUAUUUCUCAUCAUUAUAUUGUGGCUUAUUUUCAAGUAACGAAAUUUUAGUGUAUCAUUUAAAUAACUUGAAACAAUUGAAGUUUGUAAUUGAAGUUGGAGGCUUGAGAGACCCACAAAGUAUUGUAGCAACAUGUAACAAUUUGUUCAUUUCUGAAUCACUGCAAUCUACCACCACAGUUUACAAAAUUGACCUAUUUAACUACAAAUCUACAAAAUGGACUUAUUCAUCUACAUAUUCUAAACUUUCUGUGACAGAAGAAGAUAAUUUAUUGAUGACUUGUAUGAACCCUAAUGUACUGUUAGAAAUUAGUUUGCUAGGAGAGACCUUGAAGGAAAUACAAUUAGAUUCAUCUUUAGAUGAACCGAGACAUGCAAUAAAAAUUGAUGAGAAUGAGUAUGUUGUCUGUCACCAAGGGGAAAAGCAUAGGGUCUGCUUGAUAGACUCAUCUGGAUCUUCAGUAAAUAUUGUUGGCGGCUGUUCCAACUCAGUUUUUCAAAGUCCCAAUCAUCUCAUAAAGAUUUCUAAAAAUGAUAUUUUAAUUAUCGAUUCUUCAAAUGUUAGAACUCUUUCUGUUGAUAUGAAAAUAUUGAAAAUUAGCAGGGAACUUAAGUUUGAUCAGCCUUAUGAAUCAAAUGUUUUUGGCACGUUGAAUGUCGACAAAGAUAGAAUGAUAAUAAUUUCAAAUAAUAAUUUUAUAAUGUACUUUUUUUCUUAA
This is a messenger RNA of Helobdella robusta, 1677 nucleotides long. RefSeq lists its product as hypothetical. The record is from RefSeq and is a predicted model, not a curated record. Bases 1 to 1677 code for a protein of 558 amino acids. Gene Ontology annotation, biological process: positive regulation of DNA-templated transcription. Gene Ontology annotation, cellular component: chromatin; nucleoplasm. NCBI's taxonomy places the organism in Eukaryota, Metazoa, Annelida, Clitellata, Rhynchobdellida, Glossiphoniidae. The transcript is spliced from 2 exons. Gene Ontology annotation, molecular function: ubiquitin-protein transferase activity; zinc ion binding.